AAUGCUCAUGGCGGCGAAUUUAAGAAACGAAUCAGAAUAUUUUUCUGGAAUUAACUGAUAAAACUAAGUGUGACCGCGUCUUGCAAUGCAGAUGAUAUGAUUGUUUCAAGAAGGCCCCAUUAGUACGAUAAUUAUGUGAAAAUGAGCACAAGAUCAAGCGGAUUUGGUGCAAGAAGGUCACUCAGUUUUGCCGACUUGCCUUACGUUGGCAAGAGGUUUUACGUCGAUGUUCGUUCAAAUGCUCAAAGAACAAAGGUUAUUCAACGUAUACAAAACUUGGGUGGACACAUAGAGAACUUCCUUUCAAAGGACGUUGACCUGCUGGUAACUGAUGCCAAAGACAGGAAGGAACAAUCAGGCGCAGGGAAAAACGCAGCAAAACAAAAUCUUCCGUUAAGUAGAGGGCAUGCCCUGUUAUUGAAGGCCUCUGCAGCCAAUGCAGGUCAAGAAUCGUCUCCCUUGACCAACUCUUCAGCUGUUCUCCAGAAUGCAGCCAGCCUCUAUAUCAAGACAGAGUCAGUCUCCCAAUUCUUAAAAAGCACUGCCAAACACCUGGCUAAGCUGCGUGAGGACAAAGUGGCAGACAAAAAUGAUCCCAGCAAUGGAAUGGCAUAUAUCUCAUGGGAGAAUGACAAGGAGAAUAACCCUGAGUGUUACCUCAAAGUGGAGGAUGAGGAAGUGCAGUAUCGGCCAUUGUGGAAACAGUUUGACGUGUUUCCUGUUAUUUCAUAUUCUGGGACCGAUUCGCCUUUUGAUGUGGGAGUGACUUUAAAUAAGAAAAGUGACAACAAUCAGGCAAAGAAGAAAACUGCUGGAGCUGGUGCUCUAAGGGGAGGCUACUGUGAGUCAUGUGAUCACUGGUACAAGUGUACUCUGAGAGAGCACAUAAACAGCGAGAAACACAAAGAAUUCAUUAUGGCUGUGGAGAACUUUAAAACUUUGAAUGAUAUUGCAGAACAGCUGCCAAACUUCUCAAAUUUUGUAAGUAGUUUUGGUCUGCAAAUUGACUACGAUAGUGAAGUCUGUAACAAUAAAAACCAGACUUAUGCAGAUGCUGAUAUGGCAUUAGGAAACUUUGGAGAACGAAUUUGUUUACAAUUAAAUAUUUCAAACUGUUGUGAUAAAACUGCUCUUUCAAAUGGUAUCGAGAACAAACCCAUGACUAAUUUAUCUGAAAGUGGCUUUUCCACGCAUAGUUCAGUGACAGAAAAUCAGUUAUCAAAUAGACAGGUUGUAGUAUCAGCCCAUAACAAGAUGGUAGACAGUGUACAAGAACUGUUGCAAGGUGAGAGGUCUAUGAGUACAGAAUUUCAAAUAAACAUGGAAGGCAAAUCUGAACACUCUGCUUCCAAGUCAAGAAGUGAUCACACAAAUAGGUUAUGUUUCAAAGAGAUCUCCUUUGACAAUGUGCUUGACAGUGUGUUGAACGAUUCUUUUGGUAAAAGUCAGGAUGAGCUUGUAGAUGAAGAAGUGUCAAAGCUAACAGAUGCUUGUGACAGCCGCAAAAUUGUGAAUCUUGGGAGUCAUCAAGUUGCUGCUUUACAAAAAAGCAUCGAUGAAACAGAGCUAAUUCAGGAACAUUCUAGAUCACAUAAAGACAUUUGCUCAAGUCUUGGAACAUGUCCUACUGUUAUCUUUGCCAGUCAGGGCACAGUUGCAUCUUCCACUGUGCAGUUUGGAUGGAAUCCAGUCAGUGUUUGCUCUAAUCCCACGAAGUCUAAGCCAAAUCAAACUGGUAGAAAUUCGUAUACAUUUUCUUCUGCAGCAUCUUUCAGCGAUGUUGGCAUACAUGAGGCCCUGAACAUGUUGAACAGUCAGAGGUCAGCUAGUAGGAGUAGCCAGAACAGAGAGUUGAUGGCCACAAGAUCGUCUGUGACUAACACAGAUAAAUUUUGUGGUAAUAGCACCCACUCCAGUGUUAAAGAACAAAGUUUUACCAGUGAUCAAUGUGAAAAAGCAGCGUUUGCAAAAGCUAAUUUAUUAAGAAAUUCAGGGAUUCAACCUAGUAUUCAUACAAAAAUUAUAUCAUCAAGUCAAUGUGAACUUUCAGAAAGCCAAACUCUUCAAUUUCCAUUAACAGACAUGAUAAAACCCCUCAGUGAUAGUCUGAAUAGGCCUAUAAGCACUGCAAGUAACACAUCAAAAGGUUUGUCUGACAAUGGAAGUGUGUUUGGGAAUAGUAUGGGUACAAUUCCUGGGGGUAAGGUUUACUCUGUGUCCAACCCUGACUACAGCAAUAUCACUGAAGAGUCAAACCAGGGCCUCAGCAAUAAUAACUCUAGUGCAUUGGAAAGUUUUAAAAGUUUUAAAUUGUUCGGAAAAGACGAUAAUGCAGGAAACAAGGAAAGCUUGUUCAACACCCCUAGCAAAGAGAUCAUGGCCCAUAUUCAGGCUAGGAUUCAAGAAAAUAAUGCUAACUCUGGAUCCACUAUCAGGAACUGGCUGGUUCCAGAAGAUAAUGAUAACAUGUCCCAGAAACUAGACACACCAGUGAAUAAAGGGAACCAAACGAAGGAUACAUUAAAAUGUGGCUUGGACAGAAUUGAUCAGUGCUUUGAUGAAAGUGCAGAUAAUUCUAAAGUAGCUGAAUGGAUAACAAAUCAUGAUUUUUAUCCAAUGAUAAAUUCUGAAAACUCUUUGCACUGCUUUGAAGAGUCAACUCGAGUUUCGGAAACAAAUACUGCAGCAACAAGCAAUGAGAGUCAUAGAUAUAUUGAGCUAAAAGCAAAUGGUUUUGAAAAAAGUGUGUUCAAUAUGGGAGAUAUUGUUCAUAAAUCAUGCAGUGAAAGAAAUGCUUUUAGUGAAAAUCAGUCAUUUGGAACAUUUUCAGAAAGUGGAACUAGCAUUACUGAUUGCACAAUCGACAAUCUGAAGUAUUGUCCAAGUAGGGUAUCCAAAUCUGGAGUUGGUAAUGAAAGCUCUAGUCAUGUUCCAUAUGACUCAAAAAUGUGUUCAGCAAUAAAUGAUGACAAUGUGAGUGUGAAAAGUGGCCUGAGCUCUGUUGUAACUGAAAAAGGUGUCAGAAUAAAGGGUCUUUCAAAUUUAAAAACAUCAAGUCGGCCACCUAGCAGGUGUAGUAGUGUGACUGGUACAGAAGAUGUACUUAUCAGUGACUUUCGAGCUAUUGAAGGAAUGAAAAAUAUAGAAAACGAUUUGAAAGUUGCAAUACCAAAGCCAGUUCCACUUGUUCAUAAUGAAAAAGCUGUGAAAACAUGUUCUCAGAUUACACCUACCUUUAGCGAUCAAAUACCACCAGUGGUAAGUGAGCAGAAGACAAAAGCUAUAGGAAUAGGCCAUGAAUCAUCCAAUGAGGUUACAAUCAACCGAAUGAUACAAAGCAGCAUGCAAGUGAAUGACAUGCAGCCGUCACAUCAACAGGUCUACAAAACUGUGGAUAAUUAUGCAAAUACAAUGUUUAGUUCAAAUAGACUUACUAUCAGUGGGAUGAGGUCUCAACCGCUCAGUGUUCUAACCCAGUUCACAUCACCAGGAUCUUUCAUGGACCUUUUGGCAUCCCCAGGUCAGAUGCUUGGCAGACAAUCAGGGACCAUGGUUGGAAAUUUGGGGGCAAAUACAUACAUAAACCCUGGCGAAAAUAUGCAUAUACUACCUUUACAGCAAAGUCAAAAUGUUGGAAACAAUGUAUUCAAUGUAUCUAACAGUGCUUCAACAGACUUUGAUACUCGUGUAGAAUUUUCCAAUCAGCCAAAUGUUGAACAUAGUAAUUGCAAGAUAUUGUCAACAAUAAAGCUGGAUGACAUAGCAGAAAGCAGCCAGUCUUUGUCCAGUCCAGGCGUGGCCACAGCCAAACGGCAGAGAAAAGGGUCAGUCUUUAGGGGUAAUUCUUCUGUUAAGACAGCCACAAAGCUUAAGUCAAAGGCAAAAAGAUCAGAAAGUCCAGCACCCAAGACAACAUGCAUGUCAUCAACGAUUGGUUCUGGUCCAGUUGUGUCUCAAAACAUCCAUAGCAAGCAACUCCCAAUGUUAUUACCAAAAACAAGUGAACUCAAAGCUGCUGAGAAUGGUUCACAACAAGUAUCAAUGGGGCAUAUGCUUGGUACAAUAAGUAACAAUUUAAAUACCUUUUCUACAGCAAACACUUCUUUGGGAGUCUACACUAACCAGUGUUCAGCAUUCUCCCAAGCUCAAUCCUAUUAUUCUAAGCCUACGCAGACUCAACAACAAAACCAGCAUAAUACUCUGAGUAAUAUCCAACAAGUGCCACAUACAAUGGCACUGCAGUAUCCCCAGCAACAGCGUCCAUAUUACCCCACCCCACCCAGCUAUCAAGAACAAUAUAGUCACGGGCAACCAUUGGGAGCGGGUUUUAGGCAAAUGCAUCAUCAGAGUAUAUACAAUUAUUCUAUGGCAAACAAUUUCUCCCAGAACAUUACACAUUUAAACAACAUUUCACAUGCAAGCAACACUUCACAUGCAAGCAACAUUUCACAUCCAAGUAACAUUUCACAUCCAAGUAACAUUUUUAAUCCUAGUAACAUUUCAUAUCCAAGCAACAUUUCACAUCCAAGCAACAUUUCACAUCCAAGCAGUGUCAGUUUUCAUCAGAGCCUCCAUACAAACUCCCCUCACUUCAUGCUGCCGCCAUUAGAAAACUACUAUCGGGACCAGAGCCCUCACGUGGCCUACAAUGCCGUUCAGACGGGAGCCAUGAAGAUGACCUUCAAGCGUGUACCAAACCAGCUAGCCGAGGAUAGGGACUGCAGAAACGAUCUCACACGCUAUUGGAACGUGAAGAAGGCCGGUGAUUGUCGUCUGGUAUUGCGCGCAGGUGGGCAGGAGAAACGGAAGGCAGAGGAGAUUUCCUAUUCAGACCAUGCUGGUGACAUGGGCAGUUAUUAUGGUAGUGAUGCCGAGGCGUAUACACCAGACACUGGUGGUAAGCCGAAUGCAAAACGACGGAAGUGCCUUGUGUAUUAAUUAUUGUUCAUUUUAUCUAGUAUAAUGUAUUACACAUGGUAUUGGUCUGGGAUGUGAUUGUGAAUUACUCAUGGAAUGUGUGAAUACAGGGUACAGAAUGAUAAAAAACUUACAAUAGCUGCCUGGUCUUAUUACUUCUAGGAUUCCAUUGGCUAUUUAUUACACUGUCAUUUAUUUAUUAUUCACAUGUAUUUGUAUUUCAUGACCAGUAUUUAUGAUACUCAUGUUGAUGAACACCAAAUUUUACUUGAUUUUUUUCAUGAAUAUUUUACUUUAGUUUUACUUAUAAUCUUACUUUUGAUAUAAAUAUUAUUCAAACUAGUCUUUCAGUCUUUGUAUUAUUUUAUUUUGAAAUGUUCUGUGUUGAAGGUGAAUAUUGUCUACAGUGAUUUAUGUGAUUUCGGGAUUGUUUCACUACAUUUUCUUUGUUAUUAAGUAUACUCAAAUUGUGUUUAUCUUUUUGUGUGUAGAAUAUGGUCAGUUCAUAAUUUGCAAUAUCAAUAUGUUAUGAAUAUUCUGAAUCAACUGUCAAUAUUACAUAUUUCGAAGGUUGCUGGUGCCAUGUGAAAGGGAAACACAUAUUGUAUUUUAUGUACAUAUCACUGCUGAGUGCUGAAACUACGUCUUUCACCGCGUACAUAUAUAUUUGUGUAUUUAUACUGAAUUUUUCAGCAUAUAUUGUGUUGUGAAUUGUUUGUUUUUUCAGUGUAAUUUUCGAUGCUGUAUAUGCUUAACUCCAUAACAUUUUAUAUCAAUCUGUUAUUUAAAAUAAUUGUCUCAAACCAUGAAAUGAUUGGUGCAUUAUUUUAUAAACAUGUUUACAUUUGAAGUACAUUUUUACAAACCAU
Molecule: messenger RNA, 5786 nt
Organism: Dreissena polymorpha
Lineage: Eukaryota; Metazoa; Mollusca; Bivalvia; Myida; Dreissenidae
Exons: 2
Coding region: 142-4938 (1598 amino acids)
Molecular function (GO): zinc ion binding; nucleic acid binding
Source: RefSeq, a predicted model, not a curated record